Messenger RNA from Dovyalis caffra, 2037 nucleotides. NCBI's taxonomy places the organism in Eukaryota, Viridiplantae, Streptophyta, Magnoliopsida, Malpighiales, Salicaceae. The record is from the annotation of a GenBank genome assembly.
AUGGCUACAAAUCAAAGCAACAAAAAAAGACUAAGAAGAAUAGACGAUCGAGAGAGAAGGAAGGUCACACACAAUACAUCCACGGUGCGAGUUGAUUCUUUGAUUUGUGGUUACACGAAGAAUGGGUUGCGUGAGGAAGCUUUGGAUGCGUUUGGGAAGAUGCAAAACGCAGGUGAUGAGCGUGAUGAAGUUGCAGUUGUUGGUUUUGCCAUUAAUGGGCAAAGCAAAAAGGCUCUAGAGUUCUUCAGGGGAAUGGAAGAGUCAAAUGAGAAGCUUGAUGAGAUAACAUUUCUGCAUGUUCUCUCUAUCGGCCUGUGUGUAUGGGGAUUUGUAGACGAUGCUUUGGAGAUUUUUUCUAAGAUGGAGAAAUAUGGGUUUUCAGCAAGUAUAAGCACCAUGGGUGUCUGGUUGACCUUUUGGGGAGAGGAAGAAGGGAAGGAACUUGUCAUGAACCAAGAAUCAUCAAAUGACAAAAACCUCAUCAAUAAACCUACAAUACCCCCAUACAUGAAAGCUAUAUCCGGCUCUUUGGGAGGGAUUGUGGAGGCGAGUUGUUUGCAACCAAUUGAUGUUAUCAAGACAAGAUUACAGCUCGAUAGAAGUGGGAAUUACAAGGGGAUAAUCAAUUGUGGAUCCACGAUUGUGAGAACGGAAGGGGUACGGGCUUUAUGGAAAGGAUUGACUCCGUUUGCUACUCAUUUGACCUUGAAAUAUACGCUUCGUAUGGGUUCUAAUGCGGUAUUGCAGUCUGCGUUUAAGGAUUCAGAGACUGGGAAGUUGAGUAAUCGUGGGAGGUUGAUGUCUGGGUUUGGUGCUGGAGUUCUCGAGGCUCUUGUUAUUGUUACUCCUUUUGAGGUUGUAAAAAUUAGACUGCAGCAGCAGAAAGGGUUAAGUCCUGAGCUUCUGAAGUACAAGGGUCCUGUACAUUGUGCUCGUAUGAUCAUCCGUGAAGAAGGACUGCUUGGGCUCUGGGCAGGGGCUGCUCCAACUGUUAUGCGCAAUGGGACAAACCAGGCGGCCAUGUUUACAGCCAAAAAUGGUUUUGACAUACUCUUGUGGAAGAAACAUGAAGGUGAUGGGAAAGUCCUCCAACCAUGGCAGUCUAUGAUAUCUGGAUUUCUUGCUGGAACUGUAGGUCCAUUUUGCACUGGCCCAUUUGAUGUUGUCAAAACAAGGUUAAUGGCUCAAAAACGAGAAGGGGGUGAAUUGAAGUACAAAGGCAUGGUCCAUGCUAUCAGAACAAUAUAUGCUGAGGAAGGGCUUUUUGCCUUGUGGAAGGGACUGCUGCCUCGGCUGAUGAGAAUACCACCUGGUCAGGCCAUUAUGUGGGCUGUAGCUGACCAAAUUACCGGCCUUUAUGAGAAGCGAUAUCUACACACUGCAGUGUCCCUGACCCUACUAGCAUCUAUUAAUUUCCGGGGAUCAUCUGUCCUUCCAACUAUAAGGGGAACUGGAAGUUCUCAGCUUUGGGGUUCUGUCUACUUUUGGAGUCUUCCUAGCUGUGCUGGAAAUCAGCUGAGGAAUGUGAACCGCAUACUUGAUUCUGAUCUGCAAAGCAGUAAGAAGCGGUAUGCUGAACUUGUUGAUCCGUGUGAUGCAUUAAAGAAAGGACGUGAGGAAUCUGGUGAACGAGAGGAGGCUUUGGCCGACCUGAAAACCAUUGAAAUGAAGUAUAACGAACUGAAGGAGGAGAAGGGGAAGUACGCAGACAAUGAUCCUGCUGCCUUUGAAGCAAUGAGUAAAGAACUCUCCAUCUUUAGAAAGCUACUGAAGUCGCUCAUGUGGCAGCAAACAGAUGGACAGGUCCAAUCAGUCCUUGGUGUAACACUAUCAUAUGACCGUCAUGCACUCAUAGUUUCCAAUGGAAUUUGUUUGUCAAAUUUUCUGGUCCCAGUUGUACAUAAAGAGAGCUCUUUGAUUGUGUCAAUAGAGCCUGUUUAUCAGGCAGGAAUAACAGAUGAUUUUGACUAUUUGGAUAUUUUACCAGUUAUUCCACUCGACUCUGUUACUGAUCAGAUGCCGGAAGGCAAUCCUUGA